AUUUCUUAAUAUACAAAAAUUACUCAGGGACCGAGAGAGUAUAAUUUUUAUUAAUAUAUAAUUUUUAUAAUUUCUUAAGAGUAUUUCCUAUUUCCUCCCCAUUUGUUCCUGCCAGAAAGGUUUCCAGUUUCAACCACUAUUCCUUUGUUUGUCCGCAGAAUUCUUGAAAGGAAGAAGCCUCAAGGAUUUUGACUUGUGAUGGUAAAUGGAAAAGAAACAGCACAUUGCAAUAUUCACUACCGCAAGCAUUCCAUGGCUGACCGGGACUGCAGUAAACCCUUUGUUUCGUGCCGCCUACCUUGCUAAAGAUGGGGAGAGGAAUGUCACUUUGGUUGUCCCUUGGGUGUCUGUUAAAGAUCAAAAACACUUGUUCCCUGAAAAUAUCACCUUUAGCACACCAUCUGAGCAAGAACACUACGUUCUUCGAUGGGUUGAAGAGAGGUCUGGCUUCAAAUCAAGCCUCAGUGUGCGGUUUUAUCCAGGAAAGUUCUCCCUAGAGAAAAGGAGCAUUCUUGCUUUGGGGGAUAUCACGGUUGUCAUCCCGGAUGAGGAAGCAGAAAUUGCUGUCCUUGAGGAACCUGAGCACCUUACCUGGUAUCAUCACGGAAGGAGAUGGAAGGAGAAAUUUAGGCUGGUGAUAGGAAUUGUUCACACCAAUUAUCCAGAGUAUGUUAAGAGGGAGCGCAACGGUUUGGAAGCUUUAAUCGUGAAAUAUAUAAAUGUUUGGGUUGUCAACAUAUAUUGCCACAGGGUUAUCAGGUUGUCCGGUGCGACGCAAGAUCUUCCCAGAUCAGUCAUCUGCAAUGUCCACGGAGUGAACCCAAAGUUUCUUGACAUUGGUAUGAAGAAGACAAAGGAAGAAGAACCAUUGCAGAGGGGGAAGGAAGUAUUCACCAAAGGCGCAUACUACAUUGGAAAGAUGUUGUGGAGCAAAGGCUACAAGGAGCUGCUCAAACUUCUGUGCAGCCAUCAAAAGGAGCUUAAAGGGCUUGAAAUUGAUUUGUAUGGCAGCGGCGAGGAUUCUGCCCAGAUUCAGGAAGCUGCCAGGAAACUGGAAUUGACAGUCAGGGUUCAUCCCGGACAGGAUCAUGCCGAUCCUAUCUUCCAUGAGUACAAAGUCCUUGUGAAUCCAAGCACCACAGACGUGGUCUGCACGACUACAGCCGAAGCCUUAGCAAUGGGAAAAAUAGUAAUAUGCGCCAACCACCCGUCGAACGACUUCUUCAAGCAUUUUCCCAAUUGCCGCACGUACGACAGUGGCACCUGCUUUGUCACCGCCACUCUCCGGGCAUUGACCGAGCAGCCUGCCCCGUUGACCGAUGACCAAAGGCACGAGCUGUCGUGGGAAUCGGCAAUGCACCGGUUUUUGAAAGCAGCGGAGCUGGACAAGUCGUCACCCAGUAACAACACCAAUGACAACAAGAAACAAUUUGCAAAGAAGAGCUCAAAGCUCAGUCUUUCAGCAUCAAUGAAUCUGAAAGAGAAUCUUGAAGAUGCAUUGGCGUUUGUGCAUUACGUUGGGACUGGGUUUUUGAACUCGAAGCCAAACGAAGAGCAAUGCAAAGAGCUUGGUCUUGCUCUCCCUGCUUCUUCCAAGAUGAAGAAGUUUUCAACCUCUGGUAAAGAUGAUCAUGAUGUUUUGUGAAUAGGUGAAAUAUUACUAAUUUGUAGAGUACUAUUUGUGGUGGCUGAAGUUAAACUGCCAUUGUUGUACUGUUAACUCACAUCUGUUGUAAAUUACAGUAUUGUUUAAUGUGGCAUUUUUUUUUUGACAUUUUGUCCUAUUUUUAUGUUCUGUGUAAGAAAUGAAGAGAGGUAAUGUUU
This is a messenger RNA of Cuscuta campestris, 1824 nucleotides long. Lineage: Eukaryota; Viridiplantae; Streptophyta; Magnoliopsida; Solanales; Convolvulaceae. The record is from the annotation of a GenBank genome assembly.